Messenger RNA from Hypoxylon fragiforme, 1646 nucleotides. Its product is annotated as protein-L-isoaspartate O-methyltransferase. The coding region runs from base 377 to 1225 and encodes 282 amino acids. The record is from RefSeq and is a predicted model, not a curated record. Gene Ontology annotation, cellular component: cytoplasm. Lineage: Eukaryota; Fungi; Ascomycota; Sordariomycetes; Xylariales; Hypoxylaceae. Gene Ontology annotation, molecular function: protein-L-isoaspartate (D-aspartate) O-methyltransferase activity. The transcript is spliced from 2 exons. Gene Ontology annotation, biological process: protein modification process.
UGUAGUUGCCGGUAGCAAACCUGGCGAACUCUGAUAACGAGAUACUCUGUAUAUACUGAUAUAUAGCUUUGUACUUUAUUUUUAUGACAUUUACGAACUUAAACGAACUUCAUGUUACCUUCAACAUUUGUACCUAAUAGGCAGUUGCAUCAUUAUUCUUGACAUCCUCCUACCUAUCAUUCUAUUAACAAAUUUAAUAUAACAUAUAACAUAUAAUCUACUAUUGAAGCCAAAGUGGCUCCCAACUUACAGUCUCACCUUUCGCUUUUCUCGGCCUGCUACACCCGAGCAAGCCAACCUUCGAAGAACUUGCUCACUCGUAUCUUAUAACCCUCUGCCAGAAAGUCAGCAUCAACAGCAGCAAUAAACACCAACGAUGGCGUGGCGCAGCUCCGGCACCUCCAACGUCGAGCUUAUCGAAAACCUCUGGCGCAACAAACUCAUCACGCAGCCGGUAGUCAAGGCCGCCUUUCUGCGCGUGGACCGCGCGCACUACGCCCCCUCGUCCCCGUACCACGACAACCCGCAGUCCAUCGGCCACAGCGCCACCAUCAGCGCCCCGCACAUGCACGCCAACGCCGUCGAGACGCUGCUCCCGUUUCUCUUACCCUAUAACAGCAACGACGACGACAGCCAGCAACAGCUGAAUAAUAGUAAUAAGCCAAUCAAACUCCAAGGCAAGCCCUCCCGCCCUCGUCGCGUCCUCGACAUCGGCAGCGGAAGCGGGUAUCUCACGCACGUGCUCGCGGAGCUGGUGGGGGAGGACGGGGUCGUGGUGGGGCUGGAGCACAUCCCGGCGCUGCAGGAGAUGGGGCAGCGGAACAUGGCGAAGAGCGCGGAGGGCAAACGGUUGCUGGACUCUGGGCGUGCGCGGUUCCGGCUGGGUGAUGGGAGGAAGGGGUGGGUUGAGGGGAGGCCGAAGGAGACGCAGCCGGCGGUUGGGGGGGUGGCUGGUGGGAGUGUUGUUUCGGACACGACGGGGACGACGGCGGACGAGGAGGAGGAAGGGGGGUGGGACGCGAUACACGUCGGUGCUGCGGCGGUAGAGUUACACGAGGAGUUGGUGCAGCAGCUAAGAAGGCCCGGGCGGAUGUUCAUACCGGUCGAUGCGGGGACCGGCUGGGAGCAGCAUAUCUGGACCGUGGAUAAGGACGAGCAAGGGAAUAUCAAAAAGGAGAAGCUGUACGGGGUGAGGUAUGUGCCGCUUACUGAUGCGCCGAAGUAGGAAGACAGACAUAGUCCGGUAGGUGAUGGCUAUCUCGUUUAAAUAAAUAUGAAAUUAUUGAAUUUUGUUUUAAGGGGCGAUGGAGAUAUCACUACUAUGUAGUCUACCUACUACCUAGUUGUAUGCUAGGUUACCCUAGGUAUAUUAAGUCAAGUUAGGCUAGGCUAGGCUGUUUAUAUUAGUUGCGGAUGUCAUUUACGGUUUACCCAUUCCCACCCCCAGUGUUUUGCGAGUUAGUAUAUUGGCCUAGUACUGCUAUGUAAGUAAUCUGUCGUCUUCGUUUUCCUUAGCCAGAGUAUAACCACCUAGGUUAGUUAGUUAGACAGGCCUAUGGUAGUUUUGCAGUAUCGAGAUUCGAGACAGGUGGCGAUUGGGGACUAUAUAUCAUCAUGCCUGGCUUAUUGGGGGGGGGGGGGGGGGG